Molecule: messenger RNA, 2455 nt
Organism: Megachile rotundata (alfalfa leafcutting bee)
Lineage: Eukaryota; Metazoa; Arthropoda; Insecta; Hymenoptera; Megachilidae
Source: RefSeq, a predicted model, not a curated record
GAGGCGGCGCUCAGAACUCCCGCUCUGUGUUUGACGAUGUAUCACGUGACCCACGCUAACCGCCAUCUUUGCUUAUCGUAUAAACAGUGCGACCGGGCUCAGCACGAAUUCUUGUUGGGAAACGGUGGUUUUUCCAGUGUUUUUGAGUGAUUCAGACGCGAAGAAAUGUCCGAAAUUAAGGCGGAGAGCAAGAACGAUAACAACAUCGAGGAUGUGUCAAAGGACCAUUCGGGCGAAGAAAAACCAAGUCCAACGAAAAAUAAACGAGGAGGUACGAAAAGACUCUCCACACUCGAAAGGAUGGCCCUUGAGGGGGAACGUCUCACAAAGGAUUUGAACCCAGUAGUAGGAGAAGUGGAAGGAAGGAGGCGUACUCGCAGUUCAGCACGUGGUUUACCUUCAUCGACAGCUGUACCAUCUCCACCCAAAAGGGAAAAGAGAGACACAUCGUCGAAAGGCACUGGUCGUGGACGCGGGCGUCCUAAACGACAAGAGAAAAAUAAUGAGAAUAACACCGACGAAGAAGCUAACAAUAAAAGUGAAAAACAUUCUGAGGAGGAAUCUAUGAAGAUGGAUGUUGACGAACAGAAAGAUGAUACAGAAAAAUUGACAGAUAGCGAGGACAAAAGCUCUGUGAAAGCAGAAAAUAAAGAGACGGCUGAAAAGACGCUUGAUUCUAAUUUCAAGGAGGAGAAGAUAGCGGAAGAAUCAGAAAACUUUACAGAAGAUACCAAGAGCUCUACUGUCAGCGAGGACAAAAAACAGGAGGACAUAAAGGAUAGCUCGGAUUCGAGUCAAGAUGCGACAGACACCACAACAGAAGCGCCACCUUCAUCUUCCUCAGAGUCUCAAAACCCUUCUAACGCUACUACUACUGAAGAAAAUAAGGAAUAACCUUCUUUCGCCUGUUUACCAACUUCAUCAGGUACCAGGGCGGCGCACACAUUGGGGUUACAAAUCCAGUCCCCUCGUCUAUUUUAACAAAUUGACACCUUUCUGCCGAUCGUUAUUCUAAUCAGCGCACACGAGUUUAUAUUACUUUUCAUUUUAAUUCGAGGAUAAAAUAUUAUGGUGUGUGGUACAUUACACAUUCAUUACCAGAGUAAAUACAUACUUGAUGAUUAGUAUAUUUAAUGGUACUGAGCGUACCAUCAUAGUAGUUUUAAUUUAGCCUAUACUCGGAUCGAGUGAUACGACUCGUUGCAUUGAUUAGUUAACGAUACAAAGCGAGGUGUAGAGCGUACGUUGUUCAUGUACAAUGAUAAUAUUAUUGUAAAAUAUAUUUAAUAUGGACUUAUAUAGACAAGCUGUUUUCAAAUCAGAGCUGAGGUCGGAGUCUCUAAAUAACAGUCUUCAAUUCAGAUCUGAUAUGGAAGUAGCUGAAAUUAAUUCGUACAUAGCAAAUUACUGUAAUACCUUAUCUUAUAUAAAUAAUGACUGAAUGAAAUGGAAUAUAUGAGAAUUAUGGUGAAACGAUUUCUCUUUUUCAUGGAAUACAGAAAUAAAAUUUCUGAGAAACGCGUCGUGGCGUGAUAUCUAUUGUCUCCUUCCUCGCAUAAUGCUACUAAUAAUAACCGGUUUAUUAUUUUUAAUAUUUUUUUUUUUUUCUUUUUAAUUUUCCUUGUAACUAACACCACAAAGGAAAGUGUGCUUCGUUUCUAUCUUUCGAAUAAAAACUGACUGUAAGAUAGAGUUGUGCAUACGUAUUUUUUUAAAUAGUAGAAUGUUGCAACAUGUCGAUAUAUUCUGUGAUGUGUAAAUCUUUUUUAUUAAGCACUUUUUUUGUUCAUAAUGGUCCAAUAUUAAAUAUGUUGAUAUUAUUGUGUAUUUGAACGGUUGUGAGUGUACAGAUAUAGAUGAUAUAUAAUUCAAUGCACCAUUAAUUGAAACAUUACAGUUUUUAACGAAACACGGAAAUAAAAUCUACUUUAUAAAUGGUAUAUAAAUUUAAUCAUUUGAACGCUCACGACGUUCAAACGAUGUGCAAUGAAGAAAAGCAGUUUGUUUCGUUCGCGCUUGCAUAUUCUUUGGCCCAUAGGAAUAAAAAUGUAGCUCCUGGUUCGACAUUCUGUACAAAGAAACUCGAGUUAAUUUUUCUCCAAUUGUUUAUCAAAUAAGUCUUUAUAAGUAAUUAAAAGCGACGUUGAGAUCAUUCAAUGUUUGUAAUCGUGUAAUAGAAAAAGAAAAAAUAUAGACACGAAGAUUUGGUUUCCAUCGAUUUAAUGAUCGCUUUUGAUUAUUAAUGUUUCACCGAGAAGUCAUAGAACUUGCCAUUCUAUGUCGCCUUUUUCUUUUCUUAUCGGAAACAUGAUGAGACCUAGCGUCGCUUUUACGAGAGAUUAAAAUCAAAUGCGAUACGCGUGUACAUAGUUAAGGUUUAAGCUUCGUGUAUGGCAAUUGAUCUUAUCUUCGAAAAAAAAAGGAAGAAAGAAAACAAGGAAAGAAAAAAAAAAAA